Molecule: messenger RNA, 1383 nt
Organism: Striga asiatica
Lineage: Eukaryota; Viridiplantae; Streptophyta; Magnoliopsida; Lamiales; Orobanchaceae
Source: the annotation of a GenBank genome assembly
AUGGCGCCUCUUGCUGUGUCAGCAACUGCGUUUUGUUCCAUAAGCCAUGGCUAUGGCGUCAAGAAGCUCGACGAGUAUCUUACCCGAAAACUCAGAUUCAUCAAGUAUUACUUCUUCCAGAUGCUUGUCAAAGAACACCGUGGGAGUAGUAAUGUUGAAGAAAACAAGGAAGAAAGCAUCUCUAGGGUGACUUUGAUGUGGAGAGCUAUCAAAUUACCCAUUUACUCUGUUGCAUUGAUCCCUAUAACAGUUGGAAGUGCAGCAGCAUAUUUGCAGACGGGCCAAUUUUUUGGAAAACGUUAUUUAAAGCUAUUGUUAUCAUCAGUUCUCAUUAUUGCGUGGCUCAACUUAAGCAAUGAUGUAUAUGAUUUCGAAACUGGCGCGGAUAAAAACAAGAAAGAAUCAGUUGUUAAUCUAAUUAGCAGCCAAACAGGAACUCAUAUUUUAGCUUGGGUACUACUUGCACUUGGUUUCGUGGGCCUUACUCGGGUGUCUAUUGAGGCUGGAAGUAUACGUUCUAUAAUUCUACUUGCCUGUGCCAUAUUUUGUGGCUAUAUUUACCAGUGUCCACCUUUUCGGUUGAGUUACUCGGGACUUGGAGAACCUUUGUGCUUUGCGGCAUUCGGUCCAUUUGCGACCACUGCCUUUUACUUGCUUCAAAGUGGGACAAGUGAGCUGUCAAUCUCUGCAACUGUAAUCUCUUCAUCAAUUCUUGUUGGCUUCACAACAUCCUUAAUCCUAUUCUGUAGCCAUUUUCAUCAGAUAGAGGAUGACAAGGCGGUUGGGAAAAUUUCACCUUUGGUCAAGCUUGGAACUGAAGGAGGUGCAAAUGUAGUGAAAGUGGCCGUACGGACACUUUAUUCGCUUCUAUGUGUUCUCGGGCUUGCCCAAAUUCUUCCUUUCCAAUCUAUAGUUCUGUGUGCUUUAACAUUACCAGUUGGAAAUUUAGUGGUUGGCUUUGUUGGGACAAACCACAAGGACAAGAUGAAGAUUUUCAUGGCGAAAUAUUACUGCGUGCGGUUGCACACAAUAUUCGGGGCUGCAUUAGCUGCUGGGAUGUGUCCACCGUAUCGUUUGAGCUACCAAGGAUUGGGAGAGCCCUUAUGCUUUGCAGCAUUCGGCCCCUUUUCAACCGUUGCAUUCUAUUUGCUCCAGAGCAGUUCAAGUGAGCUACCUGUAUCUAGAACAAUCAUGAGUGCUUCAAUUCUUGUUGGUUUUACUUCAUCCUUGAUCCUCUUUUGUAGCCAUUUUCAUCAGGAUAAGUCGAAGAUCUUCAUGGCUAAAUACUACUGGGUGAGAUUACAUACCAUAUUCGGACUUGCUUUGGCUGCUGGACUUGGAGCAUCAAGAAUGCAUUAUGGGGGACAACUUCAGAGUCUGUCA